Messenger RNA from Saccharomycopsis crataegensis, 441 nucleotides. RefSeq lists its product as uncharacterized. The record is from RefSeq and is a predicted model, not a curated record. Bases 1 to 441 code for a protein of 146 amino acids. Gene Ontology annotation, biological process: aromatic amino acid catabolic process; L-tyrosine biosynthetic process. The transcript has 2 exons. Lineage: Eukaryota; Fungi; Ascomycota; Saccharomycetes; Ascoideales; Saccharomycopsidaceae. Gene Ontology annotation, molecular function: aromatic-amino-acid:2-oxoglutarate transaminase activity; L-2-aminoadipate:2-oxoglutarate transaminase activity.
AUGGAAAAAUUCUCGGCCAAAAAAAAUUCAAAGUCCGAAACAAACUGUCGUCCCGCAGAAACCACUCUGAUUUUUAAUAGUUGUAGAGGAUAUUGCUUUGCAAUAAGUGGUCCUCAAAGCCCUGCACAGUUGGUAGACUUUCUUGUCGAACACACCAAGAAAAUCCAUUCCAGCCCUCACAAUGAUUGGGAAAUCAUCCCUACUGUUGGUAGCACCCAAUCUUGGGACAGUUGUAUCAGAGUGUUCUGUGAUCCUGGUGAUACUAUUCUCGUUGAAAAAUACGCCUUUACUUCCGCUAUGAAAACUGCGGUUCCUAAAGGUGUCAUUACUUUGACCAUGGAAAUAGACUAUUCUGGGAUUAUCCCAGAAAUGCUCGAGGAAAAGUUGGCCAAGAUCAAGAGUUCUGGUGCCAAGUUACCAAAAUUGAUUUAUACCGUUUGA